Botrytis byssoidea is the source of this 1296-nucleotide messenger RNA. RefSeq lists its product as uncharacterized. The coding region runs from base 1 to 1296 and encodes 431 amino acids. NCBI's taxonomy places the organism in Eukaryota, Fungi, Ascomycota, Leotiomycetes, Helotiales, Sclerotiniaceae. The transcript is spliced from 5 exons. The record is from RefSeq and is a predicted model, not a curated record. Gene Ontology annotation, molecular function: deaminase activity. Gene Ontology annotation, cellular component: cytosol.
AUGGGCUUCAAAGUUCUACAAGGCGGAACCGUCAUCUCCUUUGACGAUACGACGCAACGCGUUGUUGUUCUCCCCAAUACUUCAAUCUUCAUUCAAGAUGACCGCAUCCAUGCUAUGACCCCAACCGACUCCACGGAGCUCCCACAUGAUGCCGAAAUUAUCGACGUUACUGGAAAGAUACUCUGCCCAGGCUUCAUCAAUACGCACGUGCAUAUGUGGGAGACUGUCUAUCGCACUCUUGGGCCUGAUGUCGUUCUUUCGCGCUACUUCAGCGACUGGCUAUGGCAAAAUUUAAAAAAAACUGCUGAGGUAUUCAGGCCGAAUGAUGUAUAUGUGAGUUGUUUGGAAGGGUAUCUAGAAGGAUUGAACGGGGGUGUCAUAUCUUUUUUGGACCAUGCCCAUAACAAUUGGCACAAAGAUGUGGUGAAACCGAGUUUUGAUGCAGCAGUGGAUAGCGGAGCGAGGGUUUGGUGGUGUUAUGAUGUUGCAGACCGAGAAAGUUUCCCUAUGAAUGAACAAUGGGAUGAAUUAAGUGACAUUUCCUCAAAGACGAGCAAAGAUAGUGGAACUGGGUUAGAGUAUACACGAGAGAUGAUUAGAAAAUUAAAGCUCAAGGCUCUGACUGUACACCACUUGGGCGGGCCGUGGCCAGCUGCAAACACAUCUCCUGCAGAAUUGUGUAGACUCAAAUUGCACAGUGAUGAAUGUCCAAUAAUAUUCUCACACGCACCGCUUAUGACCGAGGAAGAGCAACACGCACUGCGAGAACAUGAUUCAUUCAUCUCCAUUACGCCAGAAUCCGAGUUCCAUUUCGGCCACGGCCAGAAGACUGGCCAUCUCGUCUCAGAGCAAGCUUCUCUUGGACUUGACACUAAUUGGACAUUUUCGGGCGAUAUGUUGUCGCAAGCGCGUUUAUGGCUCCAAACAGUUCGAUUGAACAAGUUCCACAGAACCCUGGAAGAGGGCAAGAGUCUUGCAAUGAAGCGGCGCGACAUUGGUGUGCUUCAGGUUGGCGCUAAAGCCGACAUUCUGGUUUUCAAUGGAGAUUCUCCAAAUAUGCUUGGCUGGAGCAACGCCGUAGCCGCGGUGAUGCUUCAUGCUAAUAUUGGAGACAUCGAGCGUGUACUUGUCGAUGGGAAAUUCCGGAAACGAGAUUUCAGGUUGGUUAAUCUGAAGACCGAGUGGAGUGAGGUGAAGGAUAGCUUUCUAGAAGCCUCGAUACGCAUACAACAGCUUGUUUCCGUACCGCCACCGAUGCCCGAAAAGCUUUGGGCCAGGGGGAAUCUGGGGAUGUAG